This is a messenger RNA of Morus notabilis, 1869 nucleotides long. RefSeq names its product probable GTP-binding protein OBGM, mitochondrial. The transcript has 6 exons. Lineage: Eukaryota; Viridiplantae; Streptophyta; Magnoliopsida; Rosales; Moraceae. The coding region runs from base 167 to 1687 and encodes 506 amino acids. Gene Ontology annotation, cellular component: mitochondrion. The record is from RefSeq and is a predicted model, not a curated record. Gene Ontology annotation, molecular function: GTPase activity; magnesium ion binding; GTP binding.
AAACGACCGACGAAACCAAGCUUUCCUCCCACUAUUCGCCGCCGAGGAGGAUUUUCAUUUCCAGAGUUCGAGGUUCGGUAGAAGCAAAGGGAUAGCUUAUUCAAAAUCGCAAUUAUAGGUUGUUGAACUUAAGUGGAUAUUUUGAGUAAUAAGAAUAGAGAAGGAGAUGUUAUUACACUACACAAAAUCCCUUCGGCACUUAAAAGUCUUAAGGCUGUCCAUAAAAACUCCAUGGAACUUCCUGCUUCAUUCUCCUUAUUCAGACAUCCCUCUGAAGAAUUCGAAGCUCGCCCCUCUUCAGGAGAGGAGAAUGAUAGAUAGGUUUAAGUUGUAUGCCAAAGGAGGUAAUGGUGGAAGUGGUUGCUCCAGCAUUCGCCGUAGUGUGCAUGAUCGCCGUGGCAGACCUGAUGGUGGGAAUGGUGGAAGAGGUGGUGAUGUUAUACUCGAAAGUUCCCCAGCAGUUUGUGACUUCAGCUGUUUGCAACACCACGUUGCUGCAGGCAGAGGAGGACAUGGCACCUCAAAGAAUAGGAUUGGAACCAGGGGAGCUGAUAAGGUUGUCCAAGUACCAGUUGGCACUGUAAUUCAUCUUAUAAGAGGUGAAAUUCCUUGUGCAGCUGACGACCACUCUUCAAAAGAUUUGGAUCCUUGGGAGAUUCCCGGUACACUUACUGAUGAAGUAUCGGGAUUAGACAAGGGAACUGGCCUUAAAGACUCAAGUGUGGCAGAGAAGAUGCGUAGUUCGUCCUUUCCUAUUGAAAGAAGCAUAAAGGAAUUGACGAGCAUGGAGAAGAACUCACGAGACGCACCACACGUUUUGCAUUCUCAUUUUUCAGCUUCUGAAUCUUGCUCAGAAGAAGAGACGGAUGAAAAAGAAGAAAUGCGAUGCAAUGUAGCAGAAUUAACAAAACAGGGUCAACGAAUAAUUGUUGCUUGUGGAGGGGAGGGUGGUUUGGGUAAUGUCUCAACUUCCAGAGUCUCAAAGAGGCAUAAACAUACAAAUUCGGAGUUCGACAGAGACAACAUAUUUGAACUCAAAGUAUCUGAUGGUGAUCAGUCUUCAGUUAGUGCUGGCUUGGCCGGUUCAGAGGCCAUUUUGGUAUUAGAACUCAAGAGCAUUGCUGAUGUGAGCCUUGUGGGGAUGCCAAAUGCUGGCAAAAGUACACUGUUGGGUGCUAUAUCAAGGGCCAAGGCUUGUGUAGGCCACUAUGCCUUCACAACUCUCAGACCAAAUUUGGGGAAGCUGAACUAUGAUGACCUAUCAAUCACAGUGGCUGAUAUUCCAGGACUCAUCAAGGGUGCUCAUGAAAACCGUGGCCUCGGACAUGCAUUUUUGCGCCACAUUGAACGCACGAAGGUUCUAGCUUAUGUGGUGGACUUGGCUGCUGCAUUAGAUGGGAGAAAGGGAAUUCCACCGUGGGAACAACUGAGAGACCUAGUUUUGGAGCUUGAGUACCAUCAAGAAGGGUUGUCAGAGCGACCUUGUUUGAUAGUGGCGAAUAAAAUUGAUGAAGAAGGGGCAGAUAGGGUAUACGACGAACUGAAAACAAGGGUUGAAGGUGUUCCUAUUUAUCCUGUGUGCGCCGUCUUGGAGGAGGGAAUUCCAGAGCUUAAAGCUGGUCUUAAGAAACUUGUAGAAGGUGGAAUAUCUUUUACACUCGGAAUAGAUAAAAUUACGGUUGAUUAAAGUUUGUGGAUGUCAUAAUUGCCAUUGAGACUUGAAAGCUUUCCAUUCUCUCUGGAACGCCAAAAAAUAUAAAACAAGCAGAACUUGCAAGUUGCAUGCUUGGACUGUCAUUGUUGGUGGUUUUUGAGUUUGGGUUUCUGGCAUUUAUAAAAAUGACCGUUUACAUAAAAUGUUCCUCCAUA